GAGACUAUGCGGCUGGUGCAGCACCACAUCGGGCAGGAGCUGCGCGGGGGCGCCGCUCCCUCUACUCCCUCGACAGGGACUCCAGAAGGGGAAAGCGCGGUGCCCUUGCGGCCCUUCCUGUCGGAGCUCUUCGACGCCUUCACGCACUGCCUACAGCACCGGAGCUCCUGCUCCGUGUUCCUGGAGGGUCUCCACAACCACUACGACCUCUCAGCUCCUCUCUUCCGCCUCCUCCUGCACCUGCCUCGCGUCAAAGACCCCUACCACCUCGUCCCGUGCCUCAACAUCGUCAGCUCAAUCCUCCGUCUGGACCACGCUCGUCUCUAUGCUUCCACGCCUCUAACUGCCGUUCUUAAGAUGUUCCCUGUGGGGGAAGUGGUGGUAGCUCCUCUGCAACCUGCUUAUGAACCGAGAUCUUCUUCUUUUUCGAUUGCUAACUUGACAACUUCCACCACUGCUUCUAAGUCCAAAGAAGUUAGUCUCCCUGCAACACUCAAUAUGACAACCACCAUCUCACUUCCAGGUACCAUCAAACCUACCUUACAUCCGGGUACCGUGAAGUCUACCUCACUUGCUGAUCGCACAACCAUGACGAUAUCAUCGCGGGGCCUGCACACCCAAUGCGAUAUUAACAACGAAGAAGACGUGUUGUGCAGCCUGAUGGCCACCCCGUCACACGCGCUUGAAAGACAUGUCAGGGCGCUCGUCGAAAUCGCCGUCAAGUGCGGCCAACUAACAACAGUGCGAGCUGCCUUGUCACGUCUCCUGCUGCUCUCAGCGCACGUCAAGACAGAGACGAAGAUACCCAGACGCUCAAUAGCUUUACUCCUUGAUUGGCUGCACGUCGUAGAUCCAGAACUGCUCGAGACUCCGCAGCCUCUGCGUAAGAUGCUUCUCUUCUCCAAGUAUAAAGAUAAGCCCCUGGGUGUUGGCCUUGGUGGCUACAGUCAGGCGUAUCUUCUAGGCACCUUCACCCAGCAGGCUAACUGGAAGACCCUAGAACAGACCGUGAAGGAACUCCUUGGAGGAUACGAUCCUUCGCUCAACCCCGGAGGAGUUUUGGAUUUCGUGUGGGCGGUGACCAGAGUUCCUAAAUUAUGGCAGGGCCGGGAAAGAAGGACUCCUCGACAUGCAUCAGAUCCACUUUUGAUGCGUCUGCAGCCCCUUCAUCUCCAGACUCUUGCCCUUUACGUUCUCGGUGAGAAGUGCGAAUAUUUUGAUAUCAAUACCGAACACAAGACCAAGGCACCCGACAGACUGCCUCUUCUGUUGCAAUGGUAUCGAGACAACGACGCGCUUUAUGCCGACCUCAUCAGCAAACUUUGCCAGUCCUCGAUUCUUCCUGUGGACACGCCGGAACGAAAGGCGAAUCGAUCGCUGCUGUUCCAACUUUACCUUCGUCGUCCUCGUGUGCUGACCCUCAUGACAAGCGAAGCACGAGUCCUCCUCCCCGUCAUGGCUUCUGCUGACGAAGAUGAUGGCGAGAGUGCCGCUGAUGUCGCUAUUCAUUGCCUUCUGACCAUGAUCUGCUCUCCGGUCCCGGGGCGAGAAUUCCGCAAACGGCUCCCUGAUAUGGAGGCCGCCAUCCGUACUUUGGCCUGCCGACAUCCACUUCUGGUGCUGCGGCACAGCCACCUCAUCUUCUCUGGAUUAGGAGGUCUGACGCCCCUCAACCUGAUCGCUCUAAAAGGAAACAACAACUUCGAUGUGCUGUUGGUCGUGGUUGGAGUGCUGGAACUCCUGCACCCACACCUUUUCAGUCUGCGACACAAUCAAGCCGUCGCCCGCAUAUUCGAUUGCUACCUGGACAUCUUCGGCCGCCAUGGGUCCCCGCCGGAUCUCAUGGCGGUGGCCACGCGCGUGGUUGAUCUCAUCCACGCUUGGCUGGCUACAGACCGGCCUCGGGCGCUUCUCUACCUGGUCCCCAAGACGGCACUUCUCAAGUCUUUGUCUCUAGAAACAAAAGAAUGGCGGUCACUAGCGGUGGCGGCAGCAUCGGCUCCCACCACCCCUAUGCAAAUCCCCACAGAGGACCCCACUCUGCACGCCCCUGCGCUGCCACUCCCCAACACCGCCUGGCUACACGGGGAGGCUGAAUCUGUAACGGCGAAAUUAACGCACGCCAAGCCUGGGGAGGAGCAGUCCGAGGCGUGGCGGCUGCUGAGCAACUUCGCCUCCAGGGCCCCCAUGGCAAUCGUGGCCCGACGUUUCCCCAACUUCCUGUGUUGGGGCCUUCACAACUCCGAAUCGGGGAUCCGAGACAUCGCUUGGGGCCUCACGGCCAAAGUUCUGCUGCAUGACCCUUCUCUGGCCCCGCAGUUUGUUGCUGCAGUACUGCACGCCCUGCACAGUUCCGACUGCAGCGUCGCCAGAUGCGCGUGUGAAAAACUUCCGGACGUCAUCCUGACCAUGCACGAAGCUGCUCCUGACGUGCUGACGGCGGCAUUCGUGGCAGUCACGUCCCGGGUUCCUUCGUCCAUCUCAGACCUGACGAAGGCGCUGACGUUGCUCACCCUUCACACUGGGGCUUAACCUUGCAGUGGCCACAAUCAUCCUUUUAUUAUGAUUAUUUUUGUUUUCUUUUCUAGAUUAGUCUUUAAUUCAAAUUGAUUUCUCUAAACCCUUUCAUCAUCCCGUAAUUUAUUGUGGUAAUAAUACCCUGCUAUUUUUGACUUGUAAGUAAGAUGGCUGAUCAAAACUUGUACGUCAUUUUCGUUAAGAUCGCCAUAGCCAACGCUCAGAUCGUCAUAGGGACCAUUUAGUGUAGCUUGUAUCUACUUGACGCGUGAUGGUGCAACUGUGUUGAAUAUGACAAAUAAAUGACACCAAUGCUU
This is a messenger RNA of Hyalella azteca, 2834 nucleotides long. Its product is annotated as integrator complex subunit 1-like. The record is from RefSeq and is a predicted model, not a curated record. Bases 7 to 2532 code for a protein of 841 amino acids. Gene Ontology annotation, cellular component: integrator complex. Gene Ontology annotation, biological process: U2 snRNA 3'-end processing. NCBI's taxonomy places the organism in Eukaryota, Metazoa, Arthropoda, Malacostraca, Amphipoda, Hyalellidae. The transcript has 2 exons.